CUACAUUGAAAAAAAAACCACAUACUACGUAUAAUGUUAUUUAGAGAAAAUCAUUAUAUUUUAGUGCUCUUUAAUUAAAUUUCCCAAAAGAUUUUUAGAAGUAACACCAUACAUAGCUUUCGUGAAGGAAGAGUUAUGACUGCAUGGGCAGCUCAGUUGGUCGAGAACGUGAAAUCUUGGACUGAUGAUCAGGAAUCGAGUCCCGCAAACGACAGUGUGAGAGUUAUCCGAAAAUUCCAUAAAGGGGAGGGGACAGGACUCCCUGGCUCAUCUUCAUACUAUCUCAGUAGAGGCGGCGGCGGGAGACUGCCGCCGCCUUAUGGGUCUGAAUUCAAACCCCAAACAACCCCUGACAUGGCAGUCCAAUCCAAUGUUGGGGAUGGGGCAUUUUAUUCUGGGAACCAUUCUGGCAAGACUGUUCAUGGUGGUGAUCCGGUGAAGAAGAAGAAAGGCAGGCCUAGGAAAUAUGGGCCAGAUGGGGCUACCAACAUGUCUUUAGCAUUGUCUACCGUGGCUUCUCUGUCGUCCAUCGGGCCUAAACGGGCCAAGGGAAGGCCCCCGGGUAGUGGGUGGAAACAACAAUUAGCCCCUCUUGGUGAAUGGAUGAACAGUUCAGCUGGGCUUGCAUUCACACCAUAUAUCAUACAAAUUGGGGCAGGAGAGGAUAUAGCAGCAAAAAUACUGGCAUUUGCACAGCAGAGACAAAGAGCCUUAUGUGUAUUGUCAGCUAAUGGCACUCUUGCUGCUGUUACAUUGCGUCCCCCGCCAGCAAGUUCUGGAUCCACCGUAACGUAUGAGGGCCGUUUUGAAAUGCUCUCCUUGACUGGAUCGUUCUUGGUUUCUGAAAUCGGCGGCCCUAAGAACCGGACCGGUGGUUUAAGCAUUUCCAUUAGCAGCCCGGACGGGCAUGUCAUUGGUGGUGCAAUUGGUGGCCAAAUCAUUGCAGCAAGUCCAGUUCAGGUGGUGGUUUGCAGUUUCGUGCACGGCAACUUGAAAGCUAAAAGCACAACCGAACCUUUGGCUAUCACGGGCAGCGACGAGGAUUCAGUGGGUCCCACUGGCAAGACGGGGCCAUCAACGACUACGCUUGUCACCACCACUGCUUCCUCAAGUCAAGACCCGCCUCCCAACCCUUCAAUGCCCUACGUUUGGCCUCCGAGUUCUGGGGAAGGUAUGAGAGCAUUUCGGACAGGGAUUGACCUAAUGCGCAGAUGAGACUUACAGAACAAUGGCUUUGUAUAUUGUGUGUGUGUGUGUGGGGGGGGNAUAUUGUAGGACUAGUAUAUGUAUAUGUGGACUGUGCUAACAAAAGCACCUCUAAGUG
This is a messenger RNA of Cuscuta campestris, 1324 nucleotides long. Lineage: Eukaryota; Viridiplantae; Streptophyta; Magnoliopsida; Solanales; Convolvulaceae. The record is from the annotation of a GenBank genome assembly.